AUGGGUCUCCUCUCUUCUUCAAACAAGAAGCCUAGCUUUAACGAGAAGACUAUUUCGAAUUCGAUCAAACCCACAACGAGUGCCAGAAAAGAUGAAAAUUAUACUCUAGUUGAUUUGUCUUCUGAAGAAACGCUGGUCGAGUUCUCGGAAGACUCUACUGCAGACCCAACCAACUGGCCUCUUAAAAAGAAAAUAUAUAAUGCAGUUGUGGGACUAAUUGUCGUGCUCAACAGUGGCGUGUCUUCUUCUCUGCCGAGCAAUGCAGUCCCCACCAUCAUGCAAGACUUUGGCCUCUCAGGCGGUGGCCAAAAGGUCUUACCAACCGCUAUCUUCCUAAUUGGAUACUGCAUUGGGCCGCUGGUUUGGAGUCCUUUGAGCGAGACAAUUGGAAGGAAACCCAUUCUUUUCGGGACUUUUAGCGUCUUUGUUCUUGGAACGCUUGGCUGUGCCCUUGCCCCAAAUUGGACAGCUCUACUGAUCUUUCGUAUGAUCUGUGGUACCAUGGCUGCUGCCCCCCAGACUGUUUCUGGUGGUGUAUAUGCAGAUAUGUUCUCAGACAUGCGGAGUCGUGGCCGAGCGAUGGCCUUGUACAUGUCGGCUUCGAGCUUUGGCCCAAUCAUCGGACCCAUCAUAUCUGGAUGCUCUGUUCAGUAUGGCUGGAGGUGGACCUUCCGGAUCGACUUGAUUAUUAGUUGCCUUACUUGGACCGCCCUUUUGUUUCUGUCUGAAACAUUUGCACCUGUUCUGCUUAAGAAGCAGGCCAGAAGGCUGCGAAAGGAGUCAGGAUGUGACCGCUAUCUUGCACCGCACGAGUUGAAGUCGGACACAGCCUUUACACUGGCACAGAUCGUCACGCGGCCACUCACAAUGCUUGUAUUUGAGCCUAUCAUUCUAUUUACAGCCAUUUACGUCUCCCUUGCCUGGAGCAUGGUAUUCUUCUACUUCCAGGCCUAUCCGAUCAUCUUCGAGGGGACGUACGGCUUCACUGUCGCGAUGACCUCGCUCACAUACCUUCCAAUGGGUGUUGGCGCUGCAUCAUCCUGUCUUUUUGCUCUAUCAUGGGACAUGAUCUACCAAAAAGCCAAAACGCGCGGGAAGCGUUGGGCCUCCAGCCCGGAGUGGCAUCGGCUUCCACUGUCAUGCAUAGCUGGUCCUCUCUUAGCUAUCAGCAUGUUCUGGCUGGCCUGGUCGGCGAGACCAAGUAUCCACUGGAUCGCGCCAGUGCUCUCAGGAUUCAUCUUUGGACUCGCAUACCAGACAACGUUCAUUUCACUCCUCACCUACGUCACCGACGCAUAUAAAAUCUAUUCUGCGAGCGCAUUGGCAUCAUCGGUCAUUAUGCGUAGUAUUGCAGGCGCACUAUUCCCUCUCGCAGCGGAUCCGCUUUAUGCAAAGCUCGGGGUCUCGUGGGCUACCUCGAUCCUGGGGUUUGCCAGCAUGGUCUGCAUUCCUAUUCCUCUUGCAUUGCUGUAUUAUGGCCCGUGGAUCCGGAAGCGAAGUCCCUUUUGUCAGCGGCUGUUGGAGGAGGACAUGAACAAGGCAUCAAGCGGCACAAGAACGCCCGAGAAUGCGUGA
This is a messenger RNA of Penicillium canariense, 1575 nucleotides long. Its product is annotated as putative MFS multidrug transporter. The transcript has 7 exons. Lineage: Eukaryota; Fungi; Ascomycota; Eurotiomycetes; Eurotiales; Aspergillaceae. The record is from RefSeq and is a predicted model, not a curated record. Gene Ontology annotation, molecular function: transmembrane transporter activity. The coding region runs from base 1 to 1575 and encodes 524 amino acids. Gene Ontology annotation, biological process: transmembrane transport.